Molecule: messenger RNA, 144 nt
Organism: Trypanosoma brucei brucei TREU927
Lineage: Eukaryota; Euglenozoa; Kinetoplastea; Trypanosomatida; Trypanosomatidae
Exons: 1
Coding region: 1-144 (47 amino acids)
Source: RefSeq, a predicted model, not a curated record
AUGUGUGAGCGUUACGUUGCUUUGUUAGAUUCACUCAACUUCUUUGCUUGGUGCAGUGUUGUUUUUUUUUGUACAUCACUUCCUGCCUCUUCCGUUUCGCUCACAGAGGGAAACAAAAAUAAGCAUCGGCUCAGGUAUAGUUGA